AUGAUAUCAGUGGCUAGAAAGGUUGGAGAUUGCCCUUUGGCAUUGUACAUCUUCACCAGGGAAAAGGAGGAGGAAGAGAAAAUCCUGAAAAACAUUAGGUCUGGUGGAGCGACUGUGAAUGACGUACUUUUCCAUGCGGCAAUUCCAUCAGUUCCAUUUGGGGGGGUGGGAGAGUCCGGUACCGGGUCCUACAGAGGGAAAGCCUCUUUUGAUGCGUUCGUUCACAGACGACCCGUGGUGAAUCAGCCGUUGUGGAUGGAGGGUCAACUUCGCAUGCGGUACCCACCAUUUACGCCAACGAAAUUCGACUUGAUGAGGAAGGCCGGCGGUACCGUCAAACCCAAUUUUGAUAGAGAUGGAAAACUUCUACGCAGGUCUCUGGUUUCCUGGAUCCUUCUACUCGUACUAGGAGCCUACAGUAGGAAGAGAGCCAUAUUUAGGUAUCUACUAUUGAUGAUCGGAGCUGCGUUGGUGAAAACUUUUCUGUCCGCCAAGAGCCAGCUUGACACCUCCCUGAAUCUCACGAUGCUUUUCGCCAUACUCUAGAGGAAGGGCCACACGAAAAACGGCUCGGUGAACUAUUUGAGUAGCAAGCUGUUGCGCCAGUGAUUUAUUACAUGACCUUUGUAUUUGUUACUGUUUGAAGUCUUUUCUUUCUUUUUUUCCCAUCUGGAAAGGUUCUGCGGGCCAUACGCCUCUUUCUUCUUCUUUUGUGUUCCCCUUUCCCUUUCCUAGGGCACGGUUUUACAGGGUUCGAUGGGAAGACGAUGUUCAAUGAAAUACCAGAAGGCUACAAGAGCCUCUCUUGUGGUUGUCGGUGACAAAAAAGAAAUGAAACGCACAAAAAUACAUUGCCCGCUUCUUUCGCAUGAUAAGCCCUGCCCGGAUUGCUUGUUCGUAUCGCUUUUUUGUUUCCAGUUGGUUUCCCUGGUUAUCCCUUGCCAGCUCCCGGAUCAUAAGCAGACGGCAACGGUGUCCGCUUGGAAUGAAAUUUUUCUCGGCUCCUUGAUGAAAGCAGAGAAACAGCUACCAGUUGAAACGGAGAUCACAGAUCUCACUCACCUCUUCAACAAACUUGAACAAAGGGAGCGUGAAAAAAGCUGAAAGAGAAGCCGUCUUGGAAGAGAGCUCCAUGGAAAUAUUUCAGGCCGACACCAACAAAUCCCUUCGCGGAAGUCCGAACCUCGGCAGGUCCCUACCGUUUUAGGCACCUGACUAGCAUCAUUUCCUUUUUUCUUUUUCAAGAAAUUUUUUUUUCCCCACAUUUUAGAAAAUAUUUUGGAAGGAAAAAAAAUUUCGCCAUCGAUCCCAGGAAUGAAAGCUUGGCGGUACCUUGCAGCUUGGGGCAACUGUGUGCGAUGCGCGUUGCCUCGUGGGUCGAUUUGUGCCCUCCUACUCGAGUACCUUAUUCAUAGAAUCAUGAAAUAGUGGAGGAGGCCUCCUCCUGCAGCUAGCCUACUCGAGUAGUCUACCGUGACUCAAGCUUGAGGGUGGGAGGUCUCUCAGCUCUCUGCCCGCACCUCUGGUAGCCACGAAUGGCAAACGCUGCUCGGGAGCUGGAUCGGGGCGGGGGAGCACCGGUAGUCUAAGGUAUCAUACCAGGGCAGCUGGGAGGAAGAAUGAGAAGGUUUUGGGAGGGAUGAGAGAUUCUCAGCAUAUCAUACCAAGAGGACACAGACAACCAAUAGUGCCAUGCUGCAAGAAAUUUUCCUUCUCUCCCAAUAGGGAGCUUG
Molecule: messenger RNA, 1733 nt
Organism: Tuber melanosporum (Perigord truffle)
Lineage: Eukaryota; Fungi; Ascomycota; Pezizomycetes; Pezizales; Tuberaceae
Exons: 7
Coding region: 1-546 (181 amino acids)
Biological process (GO): aldehyde metabolic process
Cellular component (GO): cytoplasm
Molecular function (GO): aldehyde dehydrogenase (NAD+) activity
Source: RefSeq, a predicted model, not a curated record